AUGACGCCUGGAAGCAUCUUGUACACCCGGGCCAGCGUCGACGGCAACAUUGUGCAGGCUGCGGUGCGGCGCGACGGCGUCGGCACUGGCGAGCGGCAAGGAAACAAAACGCUGACGCAAGUGCCAUACGACGGGUUGCAGCUCUGCGGUGUCGACAAGUACAACCAGGCGCUUGGCGAGUCACUGAAAUUGUCGGCGACACCUCUGUCGCAGAGCUGCUUUUAG
This is a messenger RNA of Saprolegnia parasitica CBS 223.65, 225 nucleotides long. RefSeq lists its product as hypothetical. The record is from RefSeq and is a predicted model, not a curated record. Bases 1 to 225 code for a protein of 74 amino acids. The transcript has 2 exons. Lineage: Eukaryota; Oomycota; Saprolegniomycetes; Saprolegniales; Saprolegniaceae.